Ostreobium quekettii is the source of this 387-nucleotide messenger RNA. NCBI's taxonomy places the organism in Eukaryota, Viridiplantae, Chlorophyta, Ulvophyceae, Bryopsidales, Ostreobiaceae. The record is from the annotation of a GenBank genome assembly.
GUCAUCACAAGCAUGUCUCCCUCUGAGGGCGACGAUGACAUCACAAUCAUCGGCAGCACCACCGAACCCCAACUCGAAUCGGUGCCCAGCCGUGUGCGCCUCAGGCUGAAAAAACUGCCAGGCUACUUCACCGGCACUGGCGACCUCCUGGCGGCCCUCCUUGUUGCAAAACUGCACUGCCACCAGGGCCGAUUCGCUGCCGCCCUGGAAGAGGCGGUGGCUGCAUUGCAGGGUGUGAUGGCAGUGACAGCAGAUGCACAGGGUGGGAUCGCCGCGGACGACAGGAGCGCAGAGGCCUUUCGGGCACGGGAGCUGAGGGUGGUGCAGGGGCAAUACCUGCUGGAACAUCCAGAGGUGGUGCACAGGGCAGAGCCAGUUGGAGGGUGA